This is a messenger RNA of Pteropus alecto (black flying fox), 189 nucleotides long. RefSeq names its product defensin beta 110 (gene DEFB110). The transcript has 2 exons. Gene Ontology annotation, molecular function: CCR6 chemokine receptor binding; chemoattractant activity. The record is from RefSeq and is a predicted model, not a curated record. Gene Ontology annotation, cellular component: extracellular region. Bases 1 to 189 code for a protein of 62 amino acids. NCBI's taxonomy places the organism in Eukaryota, Metazoa, Chordata, Mammalia, Chiroptera, Pteropodidae. Gene Ontology annotation, biological process: cell chemotaxis; defense response to bacterium; innate immune response.
AUGAAGAUUCAUCUCUUUUUCUUUAUUCUGCUCUUUUGGGUCACAAUUUUACCAGCCAGAAGUAACUUUGAACCAAAGUAUAGAUUUCAGAGAUGCGAAAAAGUGAAAGGAAUAUGUAAAACAUUUUGUGAUGAUGAUGAGUAUGAUUACGGAUACUGCAUUAAAUGGAGAAAUCAGUGUUGCAUAUAA